Messenger RNA from Bipolaris sorokiniana ND90Pr, 315 nucleotides. RefSeq lists its product as uncharacterized. The transcript is spliced from 2 exons. The coding region runs from base 1 to 315 and encodes 104 amino acids. NCBI's taxonomy places the organism in Eukaryota, Fungi, Ascomycota, Dothideomycetes, Pleosporales, Pleosporaceae. The record is from RefSeq and is a predicted model, not a curated record.
AUGCUGUUGCGUUGCCCUGCUGGCGCGCUUCUGGAGGCGUACUGCCUUAUCUGUCUUCGUUCAGUUCGUGCCUUUGCGCGCGGAGUCCACAAUGUGGACUACUGUUUUAGUGCCGCGGGGUCCAAGAAGUACAAUUAUUACACUCAGCAGAAAGAGAAGUGCUCCCCUGUUCCGGAGUACGUCGAGGCCGAGUUCGCCGUUUUUCUCGCGGCGAUGGACCUGGUGGCUGCUGCCUGCUAUGGUGACGAGCCGGAGGACGACUGGUACGCUGCUAAGCAGCGUCUCGAGUCCGCCGCCUUGGAUCUGGCUCGCUAG